AUGCGAGUAGUCAUUGUAUUAGCUCUUGUCGGUGCUGUUUUGGCGGUGCCAAGGCAGCUUUCACGUAUCGUGGGAGGCUCACCCGCCACUAUUGAGAAGUACCCGUUCAUAGCCAGUUUGCAGUUCAACAGAUGGGGAAUUUUUCAUAGCCCAAGAUGUGGUGGUUCGCUAAUAACAAGAACAACAGUACUUUCAGCAGCUCACUGCUUCUACCAAGCCGAAUCUCCUGUACAAUGGCGCGUGCGUUUGGGAUCGGCAAAUUCCACUUCCGGCGGCACCGUACAUGACGUCUCUCAUAUAAUCAUGCAUGAAAAUUUCGUUUACAUUACAAAGCUCAAUGAUGUCGCGCUCUUGAGACUCAGGGUUGCAGCCAGUUUAUCCUCAACAAUUGCUCUUGCUUACAUCGCUGGUACAAACUACAAUCUGCCCGAUAACGCGCUGGUCUACGCCGCAGGAUGGGGCAGACUUUCGGAAGACAAACCACAGCAACCUGAGGAAUUGCUACAUAUUGAGAUCAAUGUCAUUAACCACGAAUUAUGUAGACGACGCUAUGCCUUGCUCCAGACUCUGCCAGACUACAAGUUUAUGCCUCAUGUAACUCCUGAAAUGCUGUGCCAUGGUAUUCUCAAUGUAGGAGGCAAGAACACUUGCUUAGGAGACUCGGGCGGUCCAAUUACUCACAACAAAAAUGUAAUUGUUGGCGUCAUCUCUUGGACUUUUGGCUGCGCUCAUCCUUUCUUCCCUGGAGUUAGUGCUCGUGUGUCAUCUUACACGACCUGGAUCUACGACCAUUCAGUCUCAUAA
Nymphalis io (European peacock) is the source of this 804-nucleotide messenger RNA. RefSeq names its product trypsin, alkaline C-like. Gene Ontology annotation, biological process: proteolysis. Lineage: Eukaryota; Metazoa; Arthropoda; Insecta; Lepidoptera; Nymphalidae. The transcript has 4 exons. The record is from RefSeq and is a predicted model, not a curated record. Gene Ontology annotation, molecular function: serine-type endopeptidase activity. Bases 1 to 804 code for a protein of 267 amino acids.